AUGUCUUGCAAAUUAGUCGUAAUUGCUGCCGUCAUAGCCGUCACCAAUGCCGGCGUAUAUCCUGCACCAUCCGAUCACAUUACGAAUUAUCCAAGUGCACCCAUUGUCUCCUACUCAAGUCCUUCGUCACCAACAACGAAAAUAGUAUCCCCUGUAGUAACCAAAUAUGCAGCUCCGGCAUAUGCUUCAGCAAUCACCAAAGUAGGUUAUGCCGCUGGUGACGCCAAGCUGUACCAUUCCGAACCCGAAGCUCCUGCCCAUUACAACUUCGAAUAUUCCGUCCACGACGACCACACAGGUGACGUUAAAUCCCAGCAGGAAAGUCGUGAAGGAGACGUCGUCCACGGAAGCUACUCGCUCAUCGAGCCAGACGGUUCCCGACGCAUCGUGGAGUACACCGCCGACGCCGUUCACGGUUUCAACGCCGUAGUACGUAAGGAACCCGGCACUGCCGUGAAAGUAGCAGCUCCCGUUGCUAAGGUUGUGGCUCCGGUCAAAGUUGCUGUUGCUGCACCGGUCGUAGCUAAAUACAAGGCUCCGGUGUUGGCUUCCUACCACGCUCCGGCAUCCGCAUAUUACCACCACUGA
This is a messenger RNA of Aethina tumida (small hive beetle), 588 nucleotides long. RefSeq names its product cuticle protein 7-like. Gene Ontology annotation, cellular component: extracellular matrix. The transcript is spliced from 2 exons. NCBI's taxonomy places the organism in Eukaryota, Metazoa, Arthropoda, Insecta, Coleoptera, Nitidulidae. The coding region runs from base 1 to 588 and encodes 195 amino acids. The record is from RefSeq and is a predicted model, not a curated record.